AUGGCAAGGAAAGGGAAGGGCUCCCGCUGCGUGGAGGGGAAUAGUGGACAGCAGAAACAGCACAGUGGAGGUUGCUGUGGCACCAACCUUGGUCAUUCACCUCCGUACGGCGAGCAGCACGUGCACCAGCAAGAUGAGGUUGUUGCGAUCUCUAUAGUGGAGGGUGAGGGUGCUCCCGACCCAGAGGAAGCAGAGGUGCUGCGUAGACAGCAGGCCGUGGAUACAGCAGCCGCAAGGGCCCGCCGCAAGCUGUUGCUGGCGUCAGGUGUCUGCUUGGUAUUUAUGGCCGUGGAGGUUGUAGCAGGGAUCGCUGCCAACUCCCUGGCCUUGAUGACGGAUGCUUCGCAUCUCCUCUCGGACCUGUGCGCCUUCCUAAUAAGUUUGUUUGCUUUGUGGGUAUCACAACUGAAGGGAACCCUCUCCAUGUCCUUUGGAUACCACCGUGCAGAGAUACUGGGCGCGCUUGUGUCUGUUUUGCUUAUCUGGGGUGUAACGGCGGCACUGGUUGUCGCUGCCUUGCACCGUCUGGCUGCUCCUCAAAGGGUUGAAGGGGGCCUUAUGCUGCUCACCGCCUCCAUCGGGACCGCUGCGAAUCUCUUCAUGGCACACAUUCUGCACAUCCAUUCGCACGGCAUUGGCCAUGUGCAUACAACCCACACGGGAGGCAACGCAGAGGCAAGCGGUGCAGGCUGUUGCGGCAGCACUGACAACAGCAGCGAAGGGAGGCCUCUGCUGCCCAUGCACACCAGUAACGGCUGCUGCGGAAACGGCCAGAACAGCAGCAGCAGCCGCCACGACACGCACGGCAUGCACAAUGCUGUGACGCGAGAGGCCUCGUCACAAGUAGAGGAAGGAGGAGGAGCAGCAGACUCUCUGCAGAAGCAGCAACAGGCACUCGCAGUAGCAGCAAAGGGCGAUAUGUACAUUAGAAUGGAGGACGACCCAGAGAUACAGAUAGAGAGCAUGAACCUCCGAGCCGCCUAUAUCCACGCCUUAGGCGAUCUGCUGCAGAAUAUCGGAGUUAUGAUCGCGUCCGCCAUUAUCUGGUACAAGCCAGAAUACUCGAUAGCAGACCCCGCAUGCACCCUGCUCUUUUCGGUCUUUGUUCUCCUCACCACCAUUUCCAUCAUCCGUGAAGCAGUGAACGUCUUGAUGGAGGGAACCCCUCUGGGCUUGAAUGUCGCGGUGCUGCAAUCCGAUUUGGUGUCUCUACGUGGCGUGGUGGAGGUACACGACCUCCACGUCUGGUCUAUCUCAAUCGGCCGGCCUGCACUUGCAUGCCACCUCGUUGUCUGUGACGAGGAAGCAGCACGUCGUGUUCUGAGGGCCGCAACGUUGCUCUGUCAACGCAAACAUGGAAUUCUCCAUACCACCAUUCAAACGGAUUUCGCCUCGGAUGCUUCUUGUUGCGACACGGAGGCGCACCAAAAAUGCAUGGAGCCUCUUACCAGAGCCGGCCUCUGA
Cyclospora cayetanensis is the source of this 1464-nucleotide messenger RNA. Its product is annotated as zinc transporter 2. Gene Ontology annotation, biological process: zinc ion transmembrane transport. The record is from RefSeq and is a predicted model, not a curated record. Gene Ontology annotation, cellular component: plasma membrane. Lineage: Eukaryota; Apicomplexa; Conoidasida; Eucoccidiorida; Eimeriidae. Gene Ontology annotation, molecular function: zinc ion transmembrane transporter activity. Bases 1 to 1464 code for a protein of 487 amino acids. The transcript is spliced from 7 exons.